Molecule: messenger RNA, 3184 nt
Organism: Carassius gibelio (silver crucian carp)
Lineage: Eukaryota; Metazoa; Chordata; Actinopteri; Cypriniformes; Cyprinidae
Product: chloride intracellular channel protein 4
Exons: 6
Coding region: 1339-2166 (275 amino acids)
Source: RefSeq, a predicted model, not a curated record
GAUGAUGAUGAUGAUGAUGAUGAUGGAGUAGGCAACGCAAUGUCUCAACAGACAUAUUCAACCUAGAGGAGGGGGGUAUUGUAGAAGAUGUGGAGAGAGCAGUUAUUCAAAGCAAAACUACAAAAGAGGUAAAGGCUGCACAGAUGGAGGAAGAAGUGGACAAAAGUGCCAAUUUAACUAUGCCUGAGCUGCAGGUAAUGGUUGAACUGGCAACAACAACGCAAACACAAGUUUCAGAACUUCAAAAUGACGCUGAAGCUCAAGCUGAAGAGUUUACAGGAGCCAUCAGAGAAGUGGACAAGGAUCGAGCAGAACACAAGCUGGAAAAGCUGUACGAAGAUGAAAAGGAAAUUAAUGAACCACAAGUGCAGACCUUGAGUGAAAGGAAGACAGAAAUACAGGAAUUCAACAGGUAAAAAGUAACAUACUGUUGCAAGAAGAGGAGUAUGAAGAGGUGGAGGUGAAGGUGGAGAGUUGGGAAGAUGAGGGUGUAAAAAAAAUGAUUUUUGUGAAGAGGAAGAACCAGCUACAUUUACAUUUACAACCAAGAUGUCUCUAUUGGAGGACUGCAAAGUAGUUGGAGAGCCAAUGCACAAAGAUGCCUUAGCGACAAAUAAUGAUGAGGAGACGUCCACCACUUACAGUGCAGCAGAAGAAAGGUUCACCUGAGCAACCGUCAAAUUAUAUGAUUGGUGAAACCAUAUGGUCCAGAAUUAAGAUCAAUUAGUGAAAAGCAUUGUGCAAAAAUGUGAAACACUAGAGCGACUGCAGCAGGUGGUGGGGGACACAGAUCUGGAAAACCUUGAGAGAAUAGUAGCAGCUAUCCAAUCAGCCAGUCAAUGGACCCGAAAAGACAAGAGGAGCUGAUGAAAGGGAAUUGAAAGGAUUCAAAAUGAGUCACAAAGAGUUGUAGUGAUUUCUGAGAAGCCAAAGCAGGUCAAGAAGGAGGAGCUUCCUGUAGAGGAGGGAAGCUGAACAGAGAUAGAACAGCCGCUUGAUAAACCUGAGGUUGUAGAAGAGGGGGUGUGCAAGAAGCAAAAACAAGUCGCCAAUGAUGAGCGGGAGGUUGCUGUGGGAGAUGAUGAUGUAAAGGAACAUCCAAAACAAGUCAACCAAGAAGUGGCAACACCUAUAGAGGAGGGGGCAGGGAACUGGCUUGAAGAGCUCAAGGCUGUCAUUGAAGAUGAGCCCAGGAGGAAAGCCCAGGGGGGAUGUAAAGUGACCAUACCGGACUGGUCAAAGGCCAGUGAGAGUUCGGAUGACCAUUUCCAUGAGAGAACUGUAAGUGGGGACGGUGAAAAGGAAGUGAAUCUCAAGGCCAAAGUUCAAGAUGUCACCAUGGCCAAUGGAUUCCCUGGGCUACCAGCUGCUGUAGUUCAACAGGAAGAAGAAAAAACCCUGGUGAAGGAGACAAGGAUGGCAACUCCAGCUCAACAGAAGGGCAGUCAUCAUGGCCAGCAGAUCUCCCUUUAUGUGAAGGCCGGCAGUGAUGGAGAGAGUAUCGGGAACUGUCCGUUCUCGCAGAGACUCUUCAUGAUCCUCUGGCUGAAAGGAGUCAUCUUCAAUGUCACCACUGUGGACCUCAAGAGGAAACCGGCGGAUUUGCAGGAUCUUGCUCCAGGAACCAAUCCGCCAUUCAUGACCUUCAACGGAGAGGUGCUAGUGGACGUCAACAAGAUUGAGGAGUUUCUUGAGGAACGACUGGUCCCACCACGAUACCCAAAGUUGGCUGCAAAGCAUCCAGAAUCCAACACAGCAGGAAUAGAUGUGUUUGCCAAGUUUUCUGCCUACAUCAAGAACCCUCGUAAAGAAGCUAAUGAGGGUCUGGAGAAGGCUCUUCUGAAGUCUCUAAAGAGGUUGGAUGAGUAUUUGCAGACGCCGCUGCCCGAGGAAAUAGAUGCAAACAGCGUAGAAGAUCCUGGUGCAUCAACACGCAGUUUUUUGGAUGGACCAGAUCUCACGCUGGCUGACUGCAAUCUGCUGCCCAAACUGCACAUAAUAAAGAUUGUUGCCAGGAAGUACAGAGGUUUUGAGAUUCCUGCUGAUAUGACUGGGAUUUGGAGGUAUUUGAAUAACGCCUACCAGAGAGAGGAGUUCAUGAACACCUGUCCUGCUGAGCGCGAGAUCGAGUUUGCUUACCUGGACGUCGCCAAAAAAAUCAAAUAGUUCAGGAUGACGAGACAAGCUCUGCUAGCUCCAUCACAUGCUUGUGUGUGUGUCGUAUGUGUGUAUGUGUGUGCGCUCACUGGUGGAGAUGCAUUAAUACUGUGCAUUAGAUUGGCACCCAUUUUCUUUCAAUCAAUGGCAGGACCAGAAAAAAACAGUUACUAUUAUGUUACUAACAGCUUUUUAUAAGUAUCUAUCUAUCUGUCUUCAUGAAUGAUAUAAAUAGACUAGAUAUUGUAUAGUCAUGAUGUUCACCAAGGCCUUGACCAAAUCUCAUAAUCACUUUUAAUCUAUGGAUCUCUAUUUUUAUUUCUAUUUUUGGCAUUUUUGAAUUCCUUCUUCUGGUCAGGUCAGUAUAUUUACAUUUCCUAUUUACAAUAUAUAUAACUCAAGCUUAUUUUACAGUAAGUUUAAUGAAACCAUCCUUUUGUAUCAUCACCUGAGGCUAUUUUCCAGACGUUUAUAAUUAUAUUUCUAGUUCAUUGUUUUUAUCUUUUGUGCUUCUUCAUUUAUAUUUGAUAUUGUUUUUGUUUUUAUUUUAUCUAUGAACUAUGAACUUAUUAAAAUGUGCUAUUUAUGCAACUAUGUAACCUUGCAUGAAUGCCUUAUGAAGCCCUGACGAGACUUUAAUUAAACUAAUCAGAUUUCAUCAUUAAGUCUUUAUGUUUUUUUUUUUUAUUUCCUAUUCCAAUCAUGACCAAGGGUUGUGUAAAAAGAUUUUGAUAUGCGAGUCAGUGAUGAUGGUUCGACUAGUUCUCUUGUAUUUUUUUAGGGUCUCAUUAAAUGUCCCCCAAUCAGAUCAAUUUAGAAGGCAUAGUAGCAACAGCGUGUCUUUCUAGUCGACUCGUGAGGUACAUCAUCAUCAUAGUGACCUCUAACUUUGAGCUUUGAGUGCAAGCACUAGUACAGUGAGGCCAAUCACAGUAAAGCACGUCACUCUUUAAAUACUGUCUUAUUUUGCAAUGAUCACCGGGAGAGAUAUCUGUAUAAAAAUAAAGUUCUCUUUAUUAUCACUGAA